UGCAGAAACUGGAGGCAACGUCGACGAAGAAGAAGAGACCCGGAGGAGGAAGUGUGUGUUCACCAUCGGCCCCAUGUGUUGCGGUUCACUCGUUCAUUCAUUCUUCGGGAGGACAGCUGUAGCUCCACUUCAUACUGAAGUUUGCGAGCAGCGACGCGGAGCCAGCUAACGCACAAACAGCGCCAGAGCUUUGGAAAAGUCACAGUGAGAAAGUCAAGUCCGGUAAAUACAUGAAAGGCGCAGUGGAAACCAGUAUGAAGGAGAACCGGUGGAACAUAGCCCCCAAUGCUCCAGCAUGCAUGGAGAAACAUCUGUGCUCGGCGCAAUACAGAGCAGAUGGCACCCUCCUGCUCGGUGCCUCCAGCCUCAGUGGCAGGAGCUGGCAGGGAUCUGUUUGGAUCUACAGUGACCCUUCAAAGGCCCCCAACGAGGAGCUCUGCAAAGCUGGCGUGCAGACUGAGGCUGGAGUCACAGAUGUCAAAUGGGUAUCGGAAAAAGGCGUCAUAGUUGCUUCAGACUCUGGUGCCUUGGAGCUCUGGGAACUGGCCGAGGAUGAGCGCCUGUUGGUGAAUCGUUUUACCAAACAUGACCACGACAACAUUGUCACCACGGUGAGCCCGGUGACUGGAGCGAGCAGUGCUGUCACCGGCAGCAUGGACUGUCGAAUUAAAGUCUGGGAUCUCAGUCAGGAAACCGUUGUGAACACCUACAAUGUGCACACUCAGCCCAUCAAUUGUGUUGCCUGCAGUCCUACAGAUGAGUCUCUCUUCAUCUCCUGUGGUCAGGAUGGUCGUGUGCUGAUGUGGGACAGGAGGAAGCCGAACAAACCAGCCUCUAGAAUAGAUUUAGAGUCCCCCAGCUGCUCCCCUACCACUGUAGCUUGGCACCCCCACCACAGAAGCACCAUUGCUUUUGGCGACGAGCUGGGCAGGGUGACUGUGAAGGACUUCCUGGGAUCAGAGCCGACCCGGGUGCAGAACGUCCACAGCCGCAGGGUUACUGGGCUUGCCUUCUCUACACAUAGUGCCUCAAUGCUAGCCUCCAUUAGUGACGAUUGUUCCCUCGCCGUUUUGAACUGUGACCUGCAAGAAAUACUUAGAGAUCGGCAACACCAGGACUAUGUCAGAGGUGUGUGCUGGCUCCAUGGUGGCUCCAACACUCUCACAACCGUAGGCUGGGAUCAUCUGGUGCUUCACCACGCGGUGGAUCCAGCCGCUGGAACUCCUAACUCCAACUCUUAGACCCGACAGAUGCUCACACACUUGGGAAGAGCAUGGUUUAAAAACUAUUACUUUCCCCCCUGUUUUGAGGGGUGUCCAUGUCUGUCUAAAAAGUGAAAUGUAACAUGUCAGUCAUAAAAUAUAGAUUGAAGAGUUUCAGUAUCAUUUAGUUAGAUGUGUGCACAAUAUUUGGACUUUAGACUUAUCCCGGCAUUACGCUACUCUGCCAUACAGUCUCUAUCCACUUCCAUCAUGCUGUAUGGCAUUUCCAUGUGUGACUAUAGUAAAGACAACCCAUUUGAAUUGUGUAAUUUUACAUUAAAGGAACUUAAUGUUGUGAUAGCAAAAGCAUUUUGACAUCUUUGUGUUUCCUGUAAUUUAUCAUAUGAUAACUGAAAGACUACAGGGAGAAAGUGUAUCUUGAAAUAACAUGGG
Messenger RNA from Larimichthys crocea (large yellow croaker), 1655 nucleotides. RefSeq names its product WD repeat domain 77 (gene wdr77). The transcript has 10 exons. Gene Ontology annotation, cellular component: methylosome. The record is from RefSeq and is a predicted model, not a curated record. Gene Ontology annotation, biological process: oocyte axis specification. Gene Ontology annotation, molecular function: protein binding. Lineage: Eukaryota; Metazoa; Chordata; Actinopteri; Sciaenidae. Bases 231 to 1241 code for a protein of 336 amino acids.